GAACGUUUCUACUUCCGGUUCAGUUGACUUAGCAACGUUGCACCAAUAACUGAUCCAGGACUUGUCGUUCUUUUGUGUUCCCUUCUCACCAAAAGAGCUCCCUCGAAGCACUCUCAUCGGACGUCAUUGAUGAAGAUCUCCACCCUGAGAAGCACGAUGUCCCCCCACAUUAAACAGGAGAAGGAGUCUGAGAUGUCAGACAUCAAACAGGAAGCGGAGCCAGUGACCCCCUUCAUUAAAGAAGAAGAACAGGAAGCUGAAAUCACCACAUCUCCAUUGACUGUCGUUGUGAAGAGCGAACAAGAUGAACGUUCAAGCGAAGAGAGCGGCGCGGCGAAACCAUCGAAUGGCAGCUCAUUUCAACACCUGACAACAGAUAAAGAGGGACAAUCGCAACCGGACGGCCUCUUAGCGCCGCUCUCUGACAGCGAAGACGUAGCAGCCCACACUUCGGACUUUACCACUGAUGAAGACGAUGUGGACUUUGACCCAAAGUCUUGGAAAUCCUUAAACAAGUCAGCAUCGAAAAGAGAUGCAAAAAAAUGCGUGGGUAGGAAACGGUUUGCCUGCUCAAGUUGCGAUAAAAGAUUUUAUUGGAAGCAUCACUUACAAAGACACAUGCAUACACAUACCGGGGAGAGACCUUUUGCCUGCUCAUUUUGUGGUAGACGGUUCAAUGAUCAGGGAAAUUUAAACAGACACACAAGCAUUCACACCGGGGAUAAGCCUUUUGCCUGCUCACUUUGCCAUAAACGAUUUUCUCGAAUGCGAGAGUUAACAAGACACUCAUAUACACACACUGGAGAAAAGCCUUUUCUCUGCACAGUUUGUGGUAAGAUAAUCACCACGAAGGUAGAAUUAAACAAUCAUAGAAGAGCACACGCCGGAGAGAAGCCUUUUGUCUGCACAUGUUGUGGUAAAAGUUUCACCCGGAAGGGAAAUUUAGUGAAACACACAAGCACACACACUGGAGAGCAGCCCUUUCCCUGCUCAUUUUGUGAUAAAAGAUUUUGUGUGAAGCAAGCGUUAACAAGACACACGCGCAUGCACACUGGAGAGAAGCCUUUUCCCUGCUCACUUUGCGAUAAAAGAUUUUCGCAAAAGCAACAGUUAACAAGACAUACACAUACGCACACUGGAGAGAAGCCUUUUCCCUGCUCACUCUGCGAUAAAAGAUUCACAGUGAACGGAGAGUUACUCAGACAUGCAAGAAAACACCAUGGAGAGAAGUCUUUUAACUGCUAAUUUUGCAAUAAGAUUUUUAAGAAGCAACAUUUAACAACCCACACAAGAAUACACACUGGAGGAAAGCCUUUUCUCUGCAUAUUUUGUGGGAAAACAUUCACCCAGUAAGGGCAUUUCGAAUCGCCACACUAGGGAAAAACCUUUCAAUUGCACUGUGUGAGAAGAUAUUCAGAUUUCUGCCACCCAUAUACAGAAAAAGCAUUUCAAUUUCCUAAUUAUAUUUCUCUUGAGCCUCUAUUAAAAAAAAGUUGAAAUGAUUUUGCAGGUCCUGUUCCGUAACUUGAUAGUUUCGCUAUUUUAAUGCAUUUCAUCAUUUUACCUAUGAAUGUUGGAAUUUGAAAUGCUUUGAUUCUGCCUUUCCUUUUGGUGUUAUUUGUUUAAUUUCCAAACUUUAUUUGAAUAGUUUCAGGGAAGAUGUCUGUUGUACAUUGUGGUAUUUUGAAAUCUGCUUCAUUAUAAAAUUACUGUAAUGUUUUAUUAUUAAUACUAUUGAAUAUUUUAUUCAUCCCCGACUUUUUUUUAACUUCUAUUGUGAACUCCUUACAGAGCUUUAGUGCUGUAACGAUUAAUCGAUGAACUUUAGUAAUUUGAUUAAAAAUAAGCUGCGAAUCAAAUUUUGCUGCUUCGGGGAUUCGUUUAAUUAGAGUGGCGUUGUAAUGGUUUGUUUUGAAAGUGUUUGCCUUUAGUUUUAUUGAUUUGAAUGGAUAUACUUUCCUCUCGUGGUAACAGUGAAGAUGACAUAACUCAUCUAACGUCUGGAUUCAGCUGCUCCCUGUUAAGACCGACGUAAGUUUUUGUUUGAGCUAAUAUUUUUUAUGCAUUCAUAAUUUAGUUUAUAGGUAUAUUUAGCAGUUUUUCUUGAGGCAAUAUGUGUUUGAACGAUUUGUUAAGAGCAUUUUAAAAAAAGUUAGCAUUUUAUAGCAUUUAAGAGAACAGACUUUUGCUAUGUAAGUUAACCAAUUUUGAAGUGCCUUGAUCCUCAUUUAUUAAUUUUUUUACCGUUUGAGGCUAAGCUUAGCUAUUUUAAUUAUUGCUUUUGUGAAAUGACAGCGCAAUACUACAUAGUUUGUAAAAACAAUCGGAAAUUUUAUUUUGUAUUCCAAUUUAAUGCUCUUUUGAAAGUGCAAUCUUAGCAAGCCUUUGUUUUACAUCUCCUCAAUUAUGACUGAUAGAUUCAUUGAAUACUAAAAUAAUUGAUAACUGCAGCCCUACUUUAGAGUGUUACUUGAAGACAUAACC
Corythoichthys intestinalis (scribbled pipefish) is the source of this 2484-nucleotide messenger RNA. RefSeq names its product gastrula zinc finger protein XlCGF8.2DB-like. Gene Ontology annotation, molecular function: RNA polymerase II cis-regulatory region sequence-specific DNA binding; DNA-binding transcription factor activity. Gene Ontology annotation, biological process: regulation of transcription by RNA polymerase II. The coding region runs from base 130 to 1245 and encodes 371 amino acids. NCBI's taxonomy places the organism in Eukaryota, Metazoa, Chordata, Actinopteri, Syngnathiformes, Syngnathidae. The record is from RefSeq and is a predicted model, not a curated record. The transcript is spliced from 2 exons.